Molecule: messenger RNA, 3659 nt
Organism: Schistocerca serialis cubense
Lineage: Eukaryota; Metazoa; Arthropoda; Insecta; Orthoptera; Acrididae
Product: mitotic checkpoint serine/threonine-protein kinase BUB1-like
Exons: 19
Coding region: 175-3558 (1127 amino acids)
Biological process (GO): meiotic sister chromatid cohesion, centromeric; mitotic spindle assembly checkpoint signaling; protein phosphorylation
Molecular function (GO): protein kinase activity; ATP binding
Source: RefSeq, a predicted model, not a curated record
AAGGAGAUUGGCCGUUACGUGGGUGUUGAUUGUGAUUUUGUGUUUUAUUAAUUUCUUAUCUGUUUGUUAUACAUGUUAGAUUCACAUGCUCAUGCCACAUGGAAAAUGUGUUGUAAACAAGGCGCUGUCAUAGCAUGAAUAAACUUCUUACGCUUGUUCAAUACUCCCAGCGCGAUGGAACGCCCAGAAGAAAUACUGCUAACGGGGUGCCAAGAGGAAUUUCCGCAGGAGAUACUGAAGAAAUGCAGAGAAUUUCUCUCAACACACACGCUUGAUGGAGAUGAUCCUUUGGAGGUUUGGUAUCACUACAUAAAGUGGGCAGAAGAACAUUUUCCUGAAAGUGGGAGAACAGAAAACAUUCAGAAGUUGUUGCACAAUUGCCUCAAUAAGUUUAAUUCGUCUGAAGAAUAUUUUCAAGACGUGAGGUUCAUAAAGUUAUGGCUGAAAUAUGCUGAAAUGGCUGAGAAUCCCCUACAGAUUUAUAACCAACUUUCAAUGUGCGGUAUUGGUGCACAGUGUGCUCUGUUCUAUAAAAGUUGGGCAGAUGAGCUAUUUAGAAAUGGUGAAUUUAAAAAAGCAGAUAAAGUUUUUCGCGAAGGUCUAAAGAGAAAGGCACAGCCAUUUAACAAACUGCAGUCAGCAUAUGGAAAUUUUCACAUAGCUGUUGCACGUCGAAUGUUAGAUGAGACAAAAGUGCAUACGAGCUCUGGAGCUGACAAAUGGACUGGCUGCAAUGUUAUAUCAGAUUUAAGAAAACUUGAGUCAUUUGGCGAGCUUACUGCUGGUGAAACACAGUGGAUCACCUCAAAUGUCCUGAAACCAGUGGAGAACUUACCUUCCAGAUUUGCUACUAAGUGUCCAAAUGUCACUGAGAAAGCUGCUAAUGGAAAAUCUACAGAGAAGACUGGGACACUAACAGAAAGAGUGGAAAGAGAUACAAAGCAAGUGUCUAAAGUUCAGAGGGGUGGAAAAUACUCUCCAGUUCAUGGAACUAGAUUGGGAAACUCACAUAAUGACUACAAGUCAAAGGCUACAGAUGGCUUUCACUGUCGUCUUGCAGUUUUUGAAGUGCCAAACCCAUCCCAGAGACCAAGGUACCCAAAGGAAAAGGUGUAUGCUGACAACACGGAAUAUAGUUUGGAGGAACUACGUGCAGUAAACUACAUGAGAAAGGAAGGAAACACAGAGGGAGAAAAUCAUUCGCAUCCUGUAAUAGAAAUCUGCAACCAGAUCCACGCCUAUGAGACCCAGAGGUUACCCCUACAAUCAGUGCCAGAUAAGAAGUUAGAAGAGUUUCCAAGUUUGGGGCAUAGAAAACUUCAAACUGUUAGCAAAAAUGAAGAAAACUUCGCACCACGUAAUGCCAGUAAUGCCACAGGUGAUGGUAUAUGGCCUACAAAUUUCAAGUACAGAAAUGUUGAAAAAGUUGAACACCAGAAUUCAGCUGUAUCUCACCAGCAUUCAGUCAUCAACACUUCCACAAAAUCAGGGAUGAGCAACAUUCCACCAACUGAAAUCCUUACAGUGGUGCCGCGAAUAAGUUUCAAGGAAACUAGUUCUGGAAAUAGUUACUGUAAUCAGCACCAUGAGAAAGAACAUGCACUAUCAGCAGGUGAAAGUAAUAUCAUCUCCCAAUUUACAACCAACGAUUGUGAAUUUCCUAGAUCUAAUCCUUUGCUCAGUGAUGCAAAACCAGAUUUGACAGAUAUAAAAGAGACAGCUUCAUCUGCUUCUACAAAUAAUAUAACUUUGAGAGUAAGAAACAAUUUUAGGGCAGGUGAAAAGUACCAGGUGCAUCCUUCCAAUCAUACCAACAGUGAAGGGUCUGGAACUGCAGUACAGAUGUCCACUGUGCCACAUAAAGCAGAUAUCGUCUGUGAGCCGGGACAUUAUGCCACAGAGCCUGAGGACUUGAAAGAAAAAUUGGAAGACAAUAAUCACUUUAAGUACGAAAUACCAUUUGUUCCCUCUCCGGGGAUGACCUGUGAGGAAAUAGAACAGUUGAAAGGAACUGAAAAUAAGGAAAAUGAAGGUGGAAUGAUGGAAAGUCUGAACAAAUGUGAAAUGCUUCCUCCAGCCGAGCCUGAGGUACAGGAUCAUCUAACGCAGAGAAUAUGUUCACGAGCCCACGCUGCUGGCUUUGAUGGCGUGGAUACCAUGUAUGUUGACAAAGAUUAUUUUGAACUUCAGCCAAGACAAAGUGCACUUUUCUCAGAUACCUGUUCUUCACAGAUGUUCGCUCAUACAUUACUUUCAUCAACACCAGCUCGAAAAUCUAUUUUUCAUUUGGCAAAUAGCAACAGGACAAAAAGCAUUGGAAAUCCCCCCAUUCAUGCAAGAACUAGUGAAGAAAAAGAACUGAGAAAUAUGGCAGAAGAAAUUCAGCAAGAGGCAAAUUUUACAUCACAUCCAGUCAGUGAAAGCAAAGAGUUACUGAAUCCAUUAAAGGAUGUAGCAUAUAUUAAUAAAUCACAUGCUGUCAGUGAGGUACAAAAUAUCUGCCCUAUUACAGAGCAACGGCAUAACUCUCAGAGCAGAGAAUUAUGUCUAGGACAUUCCUAUAGAGACGUCAGAGAUGACAUAAAUCCAUUUGAUGAUGUCUUGAUCAGCCAGUUUUUACAGUACUCUGGCUUUGUGGAGAGAAAUAAGGGAGGCUGGAUAAAAGUUCUAUGCAAACCCACCCCUCGGAUAAGGCUUCCAUUUACACUUAAAAUCGAUAAUGAUAUUUAUCAAGUGAUAAAAGAGAUAGGAAAAGGUUCUUAUGCUCGAAUACUGUGUGCAACUGAUAAUUAUGGUGAAAGAGUAGCUCUGAAGGUUCAGAAGCCAUCCUGGCUUUGGGAAGCCUAUAUUGAAGACCAAAUUCAGCAUCGUAUAAAAGGCAAAAAUCUGGCUUUGUGUUUUGCCAAUCCAAGUAGGGUAUAUGAAUAUUCUGAUGGCAGCAUAAUGGUACAUGAAUAUCUUAAAUAUGGCAGCGUUCUGAACUUCAUAACAGAGGCAAGGAAGGGAAAUAGAGCCGUGAAUGAGAAUGUGGUAUUUUGUUUCAUGUGUAAAAUCAUAGAAGCAAUACGUAGUUUACACAGCUGUGAAAUAAUACACGGUGACUUGAAGCCUGACAAUAUCAUGGUCAGAUCUGUAUAUCCACCAAGUAUCCAGCUUAUUGAUUUUGGAAGAGCAAUUGAUAUGACCUUAUUUCCUCCUAAGACAACAUUUACAUAUGCUGUAACUACCAAAGAUUUUCAGUGCACCGAGAUGCAGGCAAAAAAGCCUUGGACAUAUCAAACCGAUAUUUUUGGACUCCUGUCAACAGCUCAUUGUUUCCUGUUUGGAGAGUAUAUGAAAGUAUCACAUAAGAGUGGAAAAUGGGUUAUACAAAAAUCAUUGCCAAGGUCAUGUCAUAAACAACUGUGGUCGCAGUUCUUCCACGACCUUCUGAACAUCGAGUCGUGUGACAAAUUACCAGACUUGGGCUAUUGGGAGGCAGCCAUGCAGCAAGAAAUUGAUGUGACAGUUCUAAAUGAUCAGCUCAAAGUUUUAAAGAAUGCGAUGGAUGGUUAUUAAUGUGACUUAUUUAACAUUCUGACACAUUAUCGUUAUGAACACUGCAUCUCUGAUGUGAAAACUUUUAUAUUUGUAAAUACAUUUUUAUAAUUUUAGAGCUA